Molecule: messenger RNA, 3096 nt
Organism: Talaromyces proteolyticus
Lineage: Eukaryota; Fungi; Ascomycota; Eurotiomycetes; Eurotiales; Trichocomaceae
Product: putative importin 13
Exons: 5
Coding region: 1-3096 (1031 amino acids)
Biological process (GO): protein import into nucleus
Cellular component (GO): nuclear membrane; cytoplasm
Molecular function (GO): small GTPase binding
Source: RefSeq, a predicted model, not a curated record
AUGGAUGCCGCGGGGCAGGCCACGGCCCUAGGCUCUGCACAGGAUCCUCAGGCACUCCUGGAACAUGCCAAAACAGUUAGUGCUCUUCUUGGUCGCGCAAAUAUUUUGGUUUCGCAACUAUACAAUCCGUCAGGAACGACACCAGAACAACUGAAAUUCAUUCAAGAAAGACUCCAAGAAAUCCAACGCCUACCACAAGGAUGGCAGGUAGCGGAAGGGCUCUUGGAUCACCCAGAUUCCAACACAAGAUUCUUUGGUGCCUUGACAUUUAUUGUGAAAAUAAACCAGAGCUGGUCUGACCUACCCGACGGUACGCCACAGCAACUCAAAAACCAUCUCAUCACUGGUUUCGUUGCCCUCGUGGAUGCUCGAGAGAAGUAUCAUGUUAUUCGGAAGCUCGCCGCUGCCCUUGUAGCCCUCUUCUUCAAAGAUGCGUCCUGGGCGCAUCCGCUCAGGGAUCUGGGAGUGGCUUUCAAAACGCGGGCAGUGAAUGAUUCUUCCAAUGUCGAUUUUGAAAAUACGACCUUGCCUUCAUUGAACGAAGCUCAGAUUACCGGUUUGCUCUGCUUCUCCACAGCUAUAGCGGAGGAAGCCACCAAAGCCAGUAGCCUCGUGCGAGAAAGUGGCGAUCAUCCUGUGGCAGAGAGUAUACAAGAUGCUUUCUGUCUGUUUGACUAUGUCUUGAAAGUGUUGCUUCAACAGAUAUCUGCUGGGAACGCCACUGACACAGAGGCAGGUCAUGAAGCGCUCCGGUCCUGGCAUGCUUGGCUAGAUGUUCGAGCCUCCAUCCAUUUCCGGACUCCACUUGAUCAACGGCACUUGAGUAGUCCUACUAACCGUCUUGUUCAAUGCAUAGGUAUCGCAGAGCUGUCGGAGACCGCAACAGAGAUUAUUGCUGAGAUGCUCAGAAGUGAAAGCAGUCUUCUAACAGAUGCCCACCGUCAAUAUAUUCUGGAAUAUAUGAGCGGCAAAUCUGCAGCUGAGCUAGUGCAAAGACUAAAUGAAGGAGAUUAUGACAAUGAGGCCAUGGCUUUUUGGGAUCUUCUAGAUGCAUACACCUCUACUCAGCAGGUAAAACUCGUUAGCGGGACUCUGGGCCCUAGCCAUGCCGUGAUCCUUUCGUAUUUUGAUAGGCUCUUUCAUGGGCCCGGGUAUCCUGGGGUGGAUGACAAAAUUUCGCCCCUCCUUUUGGACUGGUGGACUGCAACUGCUGAUGAUUUGCAAUAUGGUGUAGACAAUGGCCUUCAGGAGGCUCGUCUAUGCCUUGCCAACUCAGUCCUCAAUGUAUACAACCGACUAAGAUGGCCCAUGCCCGGUGAAUCCGCACAUUGGGACGCAGAUGAACGCAGCGAGUUUCACUCCUUCAGACGAGAAACGCAAGAUUUUCUUCUGUCUGCAUUUCCCACCCUGGGAAUUGAGCUAAUAGAUCUAUUUCGACAAAAAGCUGUUGCCGCUCUCAGCACAAGUGACUGGACUGAGCUCGAGACCGCCUGCUUCUGUCUCGCGCAGCUUUCUGAAGCCAUUGAUGGGGAUAAUGAGGCGGUCGCACAUUUGGACGCCAUAUUCAAUUCCGAGAGGUUUACUGUCCUGUGUAUGAAUAGCGAACAACUACCUAAUAAGCCGCGACAAACUUUGGUGGAUAUUCUUGGCAAAUAUCAAAUGUUCUUCGAGCAGAAGCCAAACCUCCUUCCUCCGGUUCUCACAUUCCUUUUUUCAUCAUUGAAUAUCAGUUCGUGCACCAACAGCGCAUCUCGAUCAAUUGGAUCUCUCAGCAAAUCAUGUCGUCAUAAACUGGUUGCGGAGCUUCCAGUCUUCCUACGGAUAUUCAGCGAAUUUCAACUAAGCACGAUUGCCACUGCUCAAAGCUUGGAACGCGUCGUUGAAGGUAUCGCGGCUAUCGUCCAGGCUCUGCCAUCUGAAGAGACGAAAGUCCCUUACAUAGAUGAAUUGCUUAGGCCUUUUUUUGUUCAAUCUGCAUCUGCGCGUGAUGAUGCACAAAGAGGAGAUGUUGAAUCAGCACAUACCCGUGGCCAUCUGGCCCUUCGAUGUAUUGCUGGCAUAGGACGGGGGCUACGAAGUGACCAGGACAGCGUCAUUGACCUCGAAAGUGAGGAGACAGCAUCCUACGACAACACGUUUUGGACAGGGCAUGGCAUACAGGAAAAACUAUGCCAAUGCUUACUAGUAUACCUCAACGAAUUCCCGUUAGAUCACGUCAUCGUCGAAGACGUGUGUGAAGUGCUCAAAGCUGGAUUUACGGAAUCAAUAGGUCCGUUUGUGUUGAAACCUGCCAACAUAGCACUUUUCCUAACGGGUAUUCCACUGGGAACUGCGGGAGCUGCCGAUGUUAUGAUGAGCACAGCAUCAUCUUUCCUAGCCUCAUACCAGAAAACCCCAGCAAAGGUCCAAGAAGAAGCCGCUCUCCUAUUCAUACAUGUUUAUUGGGCCUUCUCGGUCAUGAUACACCAUCCAGAAAACAAUGACCCCGAAGUAUCCAACAGCGGUAUCGCAUUUCUAACUAGAUCAUUACCAAAAUAUCACGAAAUUCUCUUUGCAUUAACGUCCACACCACCUCCGCCCGCAUCACAUAUCGCCACUCUCCUCGAUACCCAAACCUAUACCCCCAUUCUCCAAACAAUUCUCAACUUCGUCACAACCGCUCUAGGCGGUAAAGAGCCUUUGCCACUACGGUCCGCCGCGCAGUUCUGGGUCGGUGUUCUCAACCUGUCCAAUAGCACCAACACCCACACAAACGCCUCUCGCGCCAUUCACGAGUAUCUGCCUAAUCUCUGUCAUGUACUAGUCACCCAAGUGAGCGGCGUGUGCGCGCGGUCAGAUAUCAACCAUCUAUGCGAAGUGUUGAAAAAGAUUGUCUUCAAAUUCCAGGGCGAGGCCCGGCCUCACCUCUCAGCAUCCCUAGCAUCAAUCCCAGGGCCAAAUGAUCAAUCUGCUUCUAACGGCAUCGCAUUGUCGUUGUCCAAGGAGAAGGAGAGGUUUCUAGCCAUGCUGAUAGGAGCAAGAGGUGGGUCGGCCACGCAGGAAGUUGUUCGUUCGUAUUGGGUGAGUUGUCGCGGUGCAGGGUUCGCUUAUACUUGA